CCACUGACGAUAUUGUUAAAGUUGAAGUCUGGGAUGUAGUUGACAAAGGACAAAAAAUCCUCCUGCGUGAUGCUCUUGGAAAAUGCAAAAAACGAGGAGAUGGUUUGAAACUGGAAAAUGACCCUCAGGAGGCAGAGUCAGAAAUGGCCCUGGAUGCAGAGUUCCUGGAUGUCUAUAAAAACUGCAAUGGUGUAGUGAUGAUGUUUGACAUCACCAAACAGUGGACUUUUAACUAUAUUCUGAGAGAGCUUCCUAAAGUGCCGACCCACGUUCCAGUAUGCGUGCUUGGGAAUUACCGAGACAUGGGGGAGCACCGGGUCAUUCUGCCUGGCGAUGUGAGAGACCUCAUCGACAACCUAAACAGGCCUCCCGGCUCCUCAUAUUUUCGCUAUGCUGAGUCUUCCAUGAAGAACAGCUUUGGCCUCAAGUACCUGCACAAGUUCUUCAACAUCCCCUUCUUGCAGCUGCAGAGGGAGACGUUGCUGCGGCAGCUGGAGACGAAUCAGCUGGAUAUCGAUGCAACUUUGGAGGAGCUGUCAGUGCAGCAAGAGACAGAAGAUCAAAACUACGAACUCUUCCUUGAAAUGAUGGAAGCCCGAAGCCGAGGACAUGCAUCACCACUGACAACUAACGGGCAAAGCCCUUCCUCUGGCUCCCAGUCACCCAUAGUACCUCCAGGCUCCACAUCGACGGGCAGCUCCAGCCCUGGCACCCCACAGCCACCGCAGCCGCUUUCCACAAGCUCCACCAUCUCUCCUGAACCCCCUCCAUCUCUUUCACCAGUGCCUGCACCUGAAGCCCAGCAGCCACACGCACCUCCACCAGCUACAACCUCCCCAGCACCUCCGGCUGCAGUCCCACCGCCGAAGCGCAGCAUUAUAUCACGUUUGUUCGGGACGUCUCCUGCGUCAGACCCCUCUCCUCCCCAGCCAGAUGCUGCUGCUGCCACUCCUCCUCCCCACCCUGAAGCCUCUGCAAAAGUACAGAGCGUGGAGGACUUUGUUCCUGAUGACAGCCUGGACCACAGCUUUCUAGAAGACCCAGCCCCACAGAAGGAAAAAGGGAAACCACAGACUAAACACCGUGUCGAUAGUGAAAGCGAUGGGGAGGUGCCCGGGGGGAACCCCAUGGUGGCGGGUUUCCAAGAUGACCUGGAUCUGGAUGACAAAAUCCCCAGCAGACCCAUGCUGGCAGCAGAACGGGUGCCCAGCAAGAAUGUCACCCUCUCCAGUGAGGAGGAGGAAGAGGAAGAGGUGAAGGACUCGAAGGUCGUACUCAUACCUGGUGAAAACAUCGACACGGAGCAGGAAAAAAAAAGGUCUUCCAGAAAUUCUCUGAAACCACAGAGUGAAGCAAUUGUGACCAAAGCAACUGACCCGAAGCCUCUUGACAGUUUACCUCCACGUUCUGGGUCCGAAAGAAACAGCAGUAAGCUCAACACCAGCCUGCCAGCUGCUGCUGCUGCCACCCCAGCAGCAGUCCAGGCCCCAAAGACCACUUCCCAAAGCAAAGGACAUGCUCUCAAGCAGAAAGUGGUCAAAGAGGAAAAGCCUGAGGAGUCUGACAGUGACCAAGAGGGACCAAUAGCUACUCAGAUGCUCUCAUUUGUUAUGGAUGACCCAGACUUUGAAAGUGAGGAUUCUGACAGCCAGAAGAAGAAAAUG
Messenger RNA from Antrostomus carolinensis (chuck-will's-widow), 1664 nucleotides. It is a transcript of the gene RABL6, whose product is annotated as RAB, member RAS oncogene family like 6. The transcript has 11 exons. The record is from RefSeq and is a predicted model, not a curated record. The annotation marks the transcript as partial. Lineage: Eukaryota; Metazoa; Chordata; Aves; Caprimulgiformes; Caprimulgidae. Gene Ontology annotation, molecular function: GTP binding. Gene Ontology annotation, cellular component: cytosol; nucleus.